Messenger RNA from Solea senegalensis (Senegalese sole), 3934 nucleotides. It is a transcript of the gene ercc2, whose product is annotated as excision repair cross-complementation group 2. NCBI's taxonomy places the organism in Eukaryota, Metazoa, Chordata, Actinopteri, Pleuronectiformes, Soleidae. Bases 486 to 2768 code for a protein of 760 amino acids. The transcript is spliced from 24 exons. Gene Ontology annotation, cellular component: nucleus. Gene Ontology annotation, biological process: positive regulation of mitotic recombination; nucleotide-excision repair; transcription by RNA polymerase II. The record is from RefSeq and is a predicted model, not a curated record. Gene Ontology annotation, molecular function: damaged DNA binding; DNA helicase activity; ATP binding.
GUCCAUUUGUUCUGCUCUCACAAUGAGAGAGGCUCUGUGGUGCAAUGGACAGCGCUUUGGACUUCUAGCAAUAAUACGUGAUUCAACGGUUGUAGGUUUGGGUUCCACCAGAGUUGUAGUUUAUGCCUUGUAAAUGAAAAAUGUAGGGAGUUUACAUUUCCAGACAGUUAAGGGCUUAUGUGCCCCUGAACAAGAUGCUAUCCUGUGCCUGGUUUGUGUGUUCACUACUGAUGUCUAAAUAGGAUGGGUUAAAUGCAGAGCCUGUGGAGGGCGCUACUUGCCUUUGAGCCUCCAUCGACAGUGAAGUAGAAGAAGAACGAGGCGAGAGAGAAGAAGAAUUGAAAAGGAAAACGAAGUAAAAGUAGAAGAGGACAUGCACAUCUUUUCUCUGCUGCUGUUUGUGUGUAGUUUUAACUUAAUCACAAGUUGUUGACAAUUUCAUUGCAAAGUAAGAAGAGGACCUGCUGCUACACACUGUUACCGAAAUGAAGCUCAACAUUGACGGUCUGUUGGUGUAUUUUCCAUAUGACUACAUCUAUCCUGAGCAGUACUCCUACAUGCUGGAGCUAAAAAGGACACUGGAUGCUAAGGGACAUGGAGUGUUGGAGAUGCCAUCAGGUACAGGGAAGACCAUCUCUCUGCUUUCUCUCAUCAUUGCCUACCAGCGGGCCUUUCCUUUAGAAGUGACCAAGUUAAUUUACUGCUCCAGAACAGUUCCUGAGAUCGAGAAGGUUGUGGAGGAGCUGAGGAGGCUGAUGGAGUUUUAUUCUAAGGAAACUGGGGAAAGCAACAACUUCUUGGCUCUGGCCCUUUCCUCCAGGAGAAACCUCUGUAUCCACCCUGAGGUGAGUGCUCUGCGCUUUGGUAAGGAGGUUGAUGGGAAAUGCCACAGUCUGACAGCAUCGUACAUUCGUGCACAGCGUCACAGCGACCCCAACCUGCCUGCCUGUCGUUUCUAUGAGGAGUUUGAUGCAGUCGGGCGACAGGUGCCACUGCCCGCUGGCAUCUACAACCUUGACGACCUGAAGGACUUUGGCAGGAGGAAAGGCUGGUGCCCUUACUAUCUGGCUCGCUACUCGAUUCUUCAUGCCAACAUUGUGGUGUACAGCUACCAUUAUCUUCUGGACCCCAAAAUAGCUGACCUGGUAUCCAAAGAGCUGGCCAAAAAAUCUGUAGUGGUGUUUGAUGAAGCUCAUAAUAUUGACAACGUUUGUAUCGACUCCAUGAGUGUGAACAUCACCAGACGAACACUGGACCGGUGCCAGACCAACGUGGACACACUGCAGAACACCAUACAGAAGAUUAAAGAGACAGAUGCUGCUAAACUGAAGGAGGAGUACAGGCGACUGGUGGAGGGGUUGAAGGAAGCCAAUGUUGCCAGAGAAACAGACGUCUACCUCGCAAAUCCAGUGUUGCCAGAUGAAAUUCUUCAAGAGGCAAUCCCUGGUACUAUUCGCACAGCCGAGCACUUUGUUGGUUUCUUGAGGCGUUUCCUGGAGUACCUGAAGUCCCGCCUGAGGAUCCAACAUGUUGUACAGGAGAGCGCCCCACAGUUCCUCAAAGACAUUUUUGACAAAGUCUGCAUCGACCGCAAGCCUCUCAGGUUUUGUGCAGAGAGGUUGCAGUCACUACUGCGAACUCUGGAGAUUGUCGACAUUGCAGACUUCUCAGCUGUUACUCUCAUUUCCAACUUUGCUACCCUGGUCAGCACCUACAGCCAAGGUUUUACCAUAAUCAUCGAGCCCUUUGAAGACAGAACUCCGACAAUCGCAAACCCUGUGCUACACUUCAGUUGCAUGGACCCAUCUAUAGCCAUCAAACCUGUUUUUCAGAGAUUUCAGUCAGUCAUCAUCACCUCAGGGACUCUGUCUCCACUGGACAUCUAUCCCCGAAUCCUGGACUUUCGCCCUGUUACCAUCGCAUCCUUCACCAUGACACUGGCGCGGACCUGUCUCUGUCCUCUGAUUGUUGGAAGAGGAAAUGACCAGGUGGCCCUGAGCUCAAGGUUUGAGACCAGAGACGACAUUGCUGUGGUUCGUAACUAUGGCAACCUACUACUUGAGAUGUCUGCCAUUGUCCCUGAUGGUAUUGUGGCAUUUUUCACCAGCUAUGUGUACAUGGAGAACAUAGUGGCGUCUUGGUAUGAACAGGGUAUUCUGGAAAAUAUCCAGAGAAAUAAGUUGAUCUUCAUUGAGACUCCGGAUGCUGCAGAGACGAGCAUGGCCCUGGAAAAAUUCCAAGAGGCGUGUGAAAAUGGCAGAGGAGCCAUUCUUCUGUCUGUGGCCAGAGGAAAAGUGUCUGAAGGAAUCGAUUUUGUGCAUCAUUUUGGCCGAGCAGUCAUCAUGUUUGGAGUGCCUUAUGUCUACACACAGAGCCGCAUCCUUAAGGCUCGUCUGGAGUACCUUCGGGAUCAGUUUCAGAUCAGGGAAAAUGACUUCCUCACAUUUGACGCCAUGCGUCACGCAGCACAGUGUGUGGGCAGAGCCCUCAGAGGCAAGACCGACUAUGGACUCAUGAUUUUUGCUGAUAAGCGUUACGCCCGAGCAGACAAACGAGGGAAGCUUCCUCGCUGGAUUCAGGAGCACAUUAACGACGGCAGUCUGAACCUCACAGUCGACGAGGCUGUCCAGCUCUCCAAGCACUUCUUGCGGCAGAUGGCUCAGCCUUUCAGACAGGAGGACCAGUUGGGCCUGUCUCUGUUGACUCUCGAGCAGCUGGAGUCGGAGGAGAUGCUGCAGAAAAUCGCUCAAAUCGCUCAUCAGACAUGAAGGUGACACACUGCUGCAUCAUCACCAAGACAAUGUCCAUAAUCCAGUGGAUUAAAUAGCUCUUAGUUUUCCAGGGUUUACCUCAUCCAGACCAUUCAGAUAAAAAAUGUAACAUUACAUUUCUUCUAAGUUGUUAUUUUCCUUUUAUAUUUUAGUCUCUUCUAGUUUGUAUAGAGACAUUUAAAGAUGUCUCAAAUCUGGUAAAAUCAAUGUAUUCUAUGUGAGAAACUGUCAAUAUGUCCAAGAUUAAAUACCAUCAGGGUCAUGAGGCUCAAAAAGAGCCCCUCAGCAAUUCAAUAUAUCAUACACGAAGUCUGUAAAUGUGUUUGUCCAUUUUUAUAUCAGAGAAAAGUCCAUCAAAUCUAAUACCAAUCACCUACCAGAAUGUGAUAGAAUUUCAAAACCAAUACUGUUCUUCAUUAGGUACAUCUUCAGUCCACUGGUCAGCAUGUACUUCAGGACCACAUACAACUUUUAGCUCAUUGUAAAACCCUUAAUCUGUGCUAAAUGUUGCAACAGAAAUUUGAGUAAUGCCUGACAUAGAUAUUAGUUAUAAACUGACACAGUGCUUUUUAUUAUUGCACCAUUCAGUAUUCUUAAACCCAUCUUUAUUUCUUUCUCCCUGAUGCACAUAGUGAGCAGCUGUUGUUAGUAAAGGACACCACAUGACAAGUAGAGGAAGGAAGGGUUUUGCAUGGGCUCAACAUUUUGUAUGCUCAGUGUAUGAUAUUCAGUAUUACACAUUGAAUUCUUUGAGUUAUGCUACACAAACUGUUACUUACUUCCUGUGUUUAAAACCAAACAAACCAUGUAGUUUUGUUUUUUUACUUAGUUUGAAACAAACCUGCAUAAGUAUUGAAAAUAAUUAAAAUCAAUAAUUCAUCAGUGUCAAAACAUUGCAUUAACAACAGAAAUAUUAUGCCACCUGUGUGUAAUAUUAAUUUAAUGUCUGUCAUACAGACAUGACUGCUGUUUACUACUGCAACUGUACAUUUUAUAGUGAACAUGGAUAUUUUUGUGUGUUUUUUCACCUGGAGGCUGCAAUAUACAUGUAUUAAUACCUGAUUUUUGUUUGAAUUUUGUUGUGAAUUCCAUCCAAGAAAAUCAAGCCUAGGGCAAAUAUUAGUGGAACAAAAAUAAAUGACAUUCACUUGUCAACUCUGAAA